Molecule: messenger RNA, 2361 nt
Organism: Eutrema salsugineum
Lineage: Eukaryota; Viridiplantae; Streptophyta; Magnoliopsida; Brassicales; Brassicaceae
Exons: 3
Coding region: 1-2361 (786 amino acids)
Molecular function (GO): zinc ion binding
Source: RefSeq, a predicted model, not a curated record
AUGGAUCAAGUUGUUUUGGUUUGUGGUAACUGGGUUUUAAAGAAAACGAGGUGGGUCUUCAUCGUAGAUCAGUCCAGGAGAUGUAGUUUUAUAGGGAUAGACCGCAAAACGUCCUUUGCUGAUUUGGUUGAAAUCGCAUAUGAAGAUUUCGGGUUGGAUCAACAUCUUUAUGAGCUUCAGUUCAGCUAUAUGUUGUCGUCUGAAGUCCGGCGGAAAUUACCUCUGGAUACACCUCCUGUGUUUGUUGGUAAUUCAAGACAGCUGCAGAGUUUUUUGCAUCAAUUCCAGAACGAAAACGAAACGGUUCGUUUAUGUGUUGAGAUCAAAGAAAAAGUUCAGAAGGGAGUUGUUGAUGAAGACGAAGAUCGAGAUGCAUGUCCUAGUCUAGUCCCUGAAGAACAAGUGCGCCAAGAUCGUCCGCAACAAGGUGUUGAAGUUGGACAAGACGAAGAAAUGCAUGAUGAAGAAGAGGAUUUGUCAACCAGAUUUGAUGGAUGCGAAGAUCCUGAUGGUGCAAGUUCCGAUGACGAAGAGUACGGUAGACGUGAGAAACGUCCAGAUGGUGAAAGUUCAGAUGAGGAGGAGUCGCUAAAUCUACCAUCGAAGAAAAGGGGACCGACUACAAUUCCCGACUUUCAAAGUCUAGAGCUUUCAUCUUUAGACUUAGCCGUUGGCCAGCGUUAUGAAACAAAAGAGGACUUCGAGAUGCGACUCAAAAUUCUUUCCAUUGCUCACAAAUUCGACUACAAUGUAGAUCAUUCGAGUAAGAAAUUGCUAACUGUUAAGUGUUGGGUAGAUGGUUGCAAAUGGAGGGUUCGCGCUUCAACUGUUGGGAGCAGCAAAUGUUUUUGGGUUAAAACUUAUACUCGAGAACACACGUGUUCUGUGACUGUGCGAUCACAACGCACCUGCCAUGCAACCCAUGAGGUUCUAGGCCGUCUAUAUAAGGACUUCGUCGGCGGUGUUGGCCCAAAAGUCUUACCAAAUCACGUCGCCGAAGCUCUGACCAAACGAUAUAGUAUAAAGGUUGACUAUUGGAAAGCACAUCGGGCCCUAAAGUAUGCUCGAGAACUAGUAUCAGGGACGUCUGAAAGUGGUUAUGAAGAUCUGCCUUCAUACUUAUAUAUGAUUCGGCGAGCAAAUCCGGGUACACUAAUCAAGCUAGAAGUUGAUGAGGAAGAUAGAUUCAAAUUUAUGUUCCUCUCAUUUGGCGCAAGCAUACAGGGGUUUCCCUUCAUGAGGAAAGUGGUAGUGGUCGACGGUACGUUUUUACAUGGAAAAUACAAAGGUACACUACUACUCGCCACCACGCAAGAUGGAAACUUCAGCAUUUUUCCCGUAGCCUUUGCUGUUGUUGAUACUGAGAACGAUGAGUCUUGGGAAUGGUUUUUUACACAACUACACCGUGUUAUUCCUGAUGAUGAAGGACUUGCCAUUAUUUCUGAUAGGCAUAAAUCCAUAGGAAAUGCUAUAGGGAAGGUUUAUCCUCUUGCUAGUCGGGGUAUUUGUACAUAUCAUCUCCAUAAGAACAUUAUGGUGAAAUUCAGAGGCGCUGAAACAUUCAAGCUUGUUAAGAAGGCUGCCACUGCUUAUAGACUUCUCGAGUUCAAUGCCCUUUUUGCUCAGAUUCAAGAGGCAAAUCCUGCACUGCAUGCAUACUUGGUGAAGACAGAUAUUUGUAUGUGGAGUCGUGUACACUUCCAAGGUGAUAGGUACAAUUUCACCACUAGCAACAUAGCGGAGUCAUUAAACAAGGUGCUAUCUGCUGCAAGAGGUAAGCCUAUCGUACGACUAGUGGAUGAUAUAAGGAGUCUCCUGACCAGGUGGUUUGCUAAAAGAUGUGUGAAUGCCAAUAACAUGGCUACCACUCUAACAACGGGCGUUGAAAAGUUGCUGGAGGCUAGAGUUGAAGAUGCAAAACUCUUACCUGUGCAAGAGAUUGAUCAGCAUCGUACAGAGGUUUUAGGCACAACAUCUGCACAUGUUGUCAAUUUAACGGAGAAAACAUGUACUUGUCGACGGUUUGAUUUGGAUAAAAUUCCUUGCGUACAUGCCAUAGCCGCCGCCGAUAGGAGGAAGUUGUCGCCGAUCUCUCUUUGCCAUCAUUACUACCACACUAGUUACUUGCAACAAGCGUAUGCUGUUAGUGUGAUGCCAAGAGACGUAGCACUCCCUGUGCCAGAUGAAGUAGCAACCAAAAUUUGUCUCCCGCGUGAUGUUCGCAACCGACCUGGCAGGCCAAAGAAAAUUCGGAUUAAGGGUGCGUUCGAGGCCGCCAUGGCGAGUAAACGUCCUCGGAAGAUCCCCAAAUGUGGUAACUGUUGCCAAGGCGGACAUAAUCGCCUAACUUGUCGAGCUUAG